Boleophthalmus pectinirostris (great blue-spotted mudskipper) is the source of this 1980-nucleotide messenger RNA. It is a transcript of the gene abhd3, whose product is annotated as abhydrolase domain containing 3, phospholipase. The transcript is spliced from 9 exons. Gene Ontology annotation, biological process: medium-chain fatty acid biosynthetic process; medium-chain fatty acid catabolic process; phosphatidylcholine metabolic process. Lineage: Eukaryota; Metazoa; Chordata; Actinopteri; Gobiiformes; Gobiidae. The record is from RefSeq and is a predicted model, not a curated record. The coding region runs from base 103 to 1341 and encodes 412 amino acids. Gene Ontology annotation, molecular function: A2-type glycerophospholipase activity; acetylesterase activity; monoacylglycerol lipase activity.
CCGCGGCUGCUCCCCUUGACUGUCUCCUUCAUUUCAGUCUCGCACUGCAGAGACCCAUCGAGCUGCCUGUCCUUCUGAGCGGAGGGAAACAGGGACAUUGCAAUGAUCUCGCCGGAGUUCAAUUUCAACAUUUUGACUCGGGACCUGUCACAUUAUGUGGAGAAUCAAGUGAAAGUUGGACUCUUCGACUCCGGUAUAGGAUUCUCCCUGGUGCUGGGGUUUAGUGCUGCGUACACCUGCUACUAUUUACUAUCAGUAGCAAAGAAGCCGCAGCUCAUCUCAGGGGGUAAAAAGUUCUACCAAUUCUUGAGGGAUCAUUGUCCUGUUGUGUCUGAGACCUACUACCCGACGUUCUGGUGCUGGGAGAGCCGAAUUCAGACCUUGUUAAGACCGUUCGUUACAGCCAAACCUGGAGUUGUCUAUAGAAAUGAGCUUAUUAAAGCAGCAGAUGGAGGACAGAUCUCAUUGGAUUGGUUUGACAAUGACGACAGCUCCUCGCACCCCAACCCGUCCUGUCGACCCACUGUCCUGCUCCUGCCUGGCCUCACGGGCACCAGCCGAGAGUCCUACAUCCUGCACAUGGUCCAGCAGAGCCGCGAGCUCGGAUACAGAUGUGUGGUAUUCAACAACAGAGGCGUGUGUGGAGAGACUCUGCUGACACCGAGGACAUACUGCGCUGCUAACACAGAGGACUUGGAGACUGUUAUUGAACACAUCCAGAAGAGUUACGCAGCUGCUCCUCUCAUGGCGGCUGGAGUGUCCAUGGGCGGGAUGAUGCUGGCGAACUACCUUGGUCGUAAGGGUCGUGAAACAUGUCUGAAAGGGGGUGUUGUCUUCUCCGCGGGCUGGGAUGUGUUUGAGUGCACUGCCUCUCUGGAAAAACCUCUGGAUCGAUUCCUCUUCAACUCCUACCUCACCAGCUGCCUACAGGCCUCUGUGCACAGACACAGACCCGUGCUUGAAAAGUGUUACGACAUUGAUCACGUAAUGAAGGCAAAGACCAUUCGUGAAUUUGACGAGAGGUUUACGUCCAUAAUGUUCGGUUACCCCACAAAUGACGAUUACUAUCGAGAUGCUAGUCCGAUCCACAGGCUAAAGUCAGUGCAGGUGCCACUGCUUUGCCUCAAUGCUGCUGAUGACGUCUUCUCCCCCAGUCAUGCCAUCCCGGUGGAGGCAGUGAAGCAGAACCCAAACCUGGCGAUGCUCAUCACUUGUCACGGUGGCCAUAUUGGAUUCCUGGAGGGGCUGUGGCCACGGCAGAGCACUUACAUGGACCGAGUUUUUAAACAGUUUGCCAAGGCAGUCAUCGAACAGGGCAGCCGCCUCCAGGACCUCUCCUGAUAUCACCUCAUCCUCUAGUUUUAUUCCUAUUUUUACACUUUUACAUUCAAUUUCUAUAGGUCAGAUUGCAUUUCUAUGAGUUCUGUUUUUUUUUGCUUGUCUUUCACCUCAGCCUCAUUCCACCUUGUUCUCAUAUCGCCUUACCAUAUCCCAUAAUGCAUCACAAUCUAAUCACCACAUUGUGCUGAAAGAAUAUCUCUGCUAAGGCCUCCAGUAUUUUGACUGGACUUUCUACCACCACUGCUUUUGACCUUUCUUUUGCCACUUUCCUCAAUCAUUCCGUCCUAUUUUUCUUUUCCCUUAAGCAAAGAUUAUGUAUUUAUUAAAAUGGCACACAUUGCAGUGCUCUCAAUAACAGAAAUGAAAUAAAAAACACAGAAAACCCCCAUUGCCAUGUUUUUAAUUGGAUCUUUUUUGUGACAAAUCAUUAUCCAAAAAGUAGUUCAAUAAGUAUAGCUGAAUCUGUGCCCAAAGUUGUAAUGGUUAGUACAAAUCUAUUUUGUGCAAUUAAAGGAGCACUUUUUUAAGCACUGUAAAACCAUCGUACCUCAUGCACUUCAUGCAUUUGUUCAUUAUUGUCCUAUGUAGUUUAAUUUAAGUAACAUUUGUCUUAUUGUUUGCACCUUUCCACAUUUUUAA